Molecule: messenger RNA, 6115 nt
Organism: Bombyx mori (domestic silkworm)
Lineage: Eukaryota; Metazoa; Arthropoda; Insecta; Lepidoptera; Bombycidae
Exons: 7
Coding region: 303-3491 (1062 amino acids)
Source: RefSeq, a predicted model, not a curated record
UUUGUUCGAAUCCGUAGGACGGAUCUGUCGUUCCGGACGUUUUAAAUUACAAAAUUAAACUAGUUUUGUUCGUUUGUCGAAACUAAAUUUAAUUAUUGUAAACGCGUCGGGAGUUAUAUUGUUUUCGUGUAAAAUCAAAUUUUAAUUAUCCGUGGGUGUUUCGUUUUGGAAGUUUGUUUGAUGCCAGUGUCAUGUUCUAUUUAAAAAAGUUUGGUGUGUUUAGUUUCUAGUGUUCUUCUAAAUUUGAAAUUGUGCGUUGUUUAAUUGGAAUGCUUUUUCGGAUUUUCAAAUCAAAGUAAUCAAUGAGAUGCGGUGCAUCACAAUGUAGCAGCGUCGUGGUCAAACGAGACCCCGUCAUGGCCGGUCCUACGCCCCGGCGCGCGGCCCGGCACAGUGUUGGUGUAGUGAAAUGUCUGUUGUUCGUGUCAGUGAUAACGCAGUGCGUGGCCGGGAAACCGAUGAGUGAGACGCUGCAGAGGGCGCUGUCCGCCGUCAGGGGUCCCAGUCCUGGUGCCAAGAAGUUGCUGAACAUACCAGAGGAUGGAGCUGAUCCACUGCCGGGCAAGCAUGUCCCGUUGGAGAGCUACGAAAGCGAGUUGGAGAGAGAGCACGCGCUGCCGACUUCCGUGCCCAACGCGGACAUACUCAAGACUAACAGCAACCCCACGUACCACAAGCCCAGACCGCCCCAGCAUCAUGGAGCCUCCCUGCUGGCGGGCGUCGGGGCGGUGCCUUCGUACGCGCCUCCCGGACGAGCGUUCUUCACACCGCCUUUGCCACCGGAAUACAAAAACCCAUUUGCCGAUAAGCCGACACUUAGAGGCACGAAUACAGACGGGAACAAUUAUCUUAACAGGAGGCCCAUACCUCCCCCCUCCCUGGGGCCGGGACACGAGAGGAUACCGAUCAGACCUCCGGGACAGGAGAGCUCUCCCCCGCAGGUGCCGGCGCCGCCCCCCGCGCCCCCGGCCGCACCUGACGUCACACACAGGAAGAUACCGCUCAACACUCCUAGCCAUAAGCCGGACGAACUAGAACCUGACGGUAAACAAUCCCAAGCCAACUUUACGGACUUUGUUCCGAAUUCACUCGACAUUCCUGCCAUAACUCGGAUACUGUCCGGAUCUAACGGCAGGAAAGAGGACAUUCCGGAUGUCCUGCUCAGGACAGUAACGACUAAACCUCAACACAGCCAGGAGAAGACCUCGAAAAGUGACAUUUUUGUUACAAAAGACGUUGGCGUCACUCUCAGUGAUACCAACAAAGACACAUCCACUGAAGGAUCAGUGUUACCAGUCCUAGAUCCAGACAUGAACAAUCUAGACCGGCCGUUGAUCAUAGAUCAAAACGGCGAAACUAAUACCAGGAGAAACAUACAAUAUUCUACUAAAAACGAAACCAAGAAAGAGUACACGCCAGGGACGACCGUAGGGUUCGAGCUAAAAGACCCCGAGAUGUCCACUGAGAGGUACCACAACCUUGCCAACGUCAACUCGGACAAGAAGAUCCUGAAGCAGGAUCCGAAGGGCGGCGGCGCGGUGCAGCGACAGGGCGCGACCUGGCCCUUCGCCUGGAAUGUGCACAUCUAUUUCGCGACGGUCAUGUUCACGAUAUUGGCCGUCUACUCAAUCUUUAAAAUCAUAUGCUACAACAAGUUCACCCACCUCUUCACUCAAUACUACUUCAUCAUACUCCAUUUGAUAUUAGUUUUCGUUUGUUUGAUGAGGAUAUUCUACAUGUGCUACGAUCCUUAUAACAUUAAUAAUUCACUACCGAUUUUCAUCAGUGAAAUUUUGCUUCACAUUCCCGAAAUAUUCUUGAGCAUAGCAUUCGCUUGUACCAUCCUCUUCUUGCUCGUACACAGCAUGAACUUCAAGAACAAUUGCUGUUCGUUUCUGCUCCGGCCCAGGGUCAUCAUCGCGGGGGGCGGGGUCCACGUGCUGCUGUGCGUGAUGUUGCACAUACUCGAAACCAAUAGCACCAUAUACAAAACGCAGAACUCAGAAAAGAGAAUCUUAGGUCUGACCUGCGAAAUUAUCUUCAUAAUUGCGUGUCUAACUUUAGGUCUUGGUUAUUUGUAUGUAUUCAAAAUGCUUAAGACGGUCCUACAAAAGAAAAGUCACACGUACAUAAAUGGCUUCCAAAAUCUAUAUCAGGCCAUACACAUAAAUUUGGCGACUGCCUUGCUUUUUAUACUAAUGGCAACGUUACAAGUUUAUGGUAUAUUUGGUAUAAAUCAAGUGAACAUGAGUAAAUUUAACUGGCUGCAGUGGGGCUACCAGUUCUCCUUGAGGCUGAUAGAGAUCAGCAUAGUAGCGUUAAUAUCUUGGGUAAUCAGUUUGAAGGUAGGCGUUGGUCCGCUUCAGCACGAAAAGGCUGACGGCAGCAAAAUUCCAGGCUUGGGCCUUUUCACGUGCGGGGCUGGAUCUAGUAAUGAACAAUUUGAGUCUGACUAUCCAGCCAUAUGUAAUACUAACACAAAUCUUCAUACCUACACGUUAAGAACUGGUAAACCGAUAUAUGAAAGUGCCGGGCAUCAUCCGAACAUGGAACCAUGUUGUGGACCUAUGGACCACCCAAGGUUCCUCAAUACCUUGUCUGGUCCGUGUGAUAACAAUUCCGGUACUGAAAAUUACUCCGGCCAUAGUUCUAUAGCCAACGCUGGUCACAGCAGUUCAACGGAAUCUAGCAACGCGGCUUCCAGUCAGGGCGUGACCAACCAUUUGAUCAAACACCACCCAAAUAUGGGGUACAACGGCAUGGAGUCUGCGUCCGACGACCACUACUCGAACUGCGACCCCGCAAUACAGAGCUUGCAAGGAGACGACCCUUUGGAUCAUGAAUACAACGUCAUCCAAUAUGGUAGCAACAGUGACUUCAUUCGAGAUAUCAAAAACCAGAACUACAACGGCGGCUCCAACAGGUCCUCGCACAACUUCAAGCACAUGUCCUACGACAGGACGUCCUCUAGAACGAACAGCAAUCCCCGGAAAAAGCACAGAGCGAAAAACAAAAACGUUCAAAACUGCAUGACCAUGGGCUACGACUCCGCCGCCGGCCACCACUACCACCAGCCGCACGUGCCGGACGAGUACGGCAACUACAACACAGAGAACGCCUCCUACCACACGUCCGGAAUACAGACCCUCAACCCUAACAGGAACUACAGCAACGAAUGUCCGGUAAGGACCUCGCAGCGUCGGCACUCUCCAUCGACCUCCAUGGUCAAUUCGAGUGGUAGCCAAAAACGUGGUAAGGCGAAUCCAUUCCCGGACAGACCGAAGUCGACUGAUCUAUACGGGUUCGAAGAGCCCGGGAAGUAUCCUCACGGGAUGGGGACGCCCCAGCCGGCUCCGCGGAACUGUAGCUAUGAGGUCUCGUAUUCCCAGCCUCAAGACGAGAUCCCCAACGAGGCGGGCAGCAGCAUGCUGGUGGCGCAAGAUGGCUUCGUCAGGUUCAGGUCGCUGGAAGACGGACCCUCGCAAACCUGAUUCACCAUUAAUCUGUCGAGCGCGGCAGAUGACCUAAGUUUCUGACGAUGAUAUUGCCUCUUAUAAGAGCAAUAAACAGUGAAUUAAUAUAAAUUAUUGUGUAUUUCAGUGUGUAAAUAUAGAUUAUUUUUUAUGUCUAUUAAUUAGUACGCAAAAAUUUAUCGGCGUUACGUGUGACAUUUUCCAAACGCUAAAAUUGAACUGACCCGUUUUUAAAUAACAGCGACGUGACGUGACGAGAACACGUAACGAAACUCUAGACACGUUUGCACGGACGAACUAUGUAAAAUUGUAAAUGUUUCGUAGCUAGGUUAAUAUUAAGAAUAAUCGACUUAAACAAGGCCUUGUGUAUAUAGCUAAUAAUUUUAGUUCUCGAUCCCGGUACGACAAUGAAUCUACCGCCAUUUUGUGUAACAUCAGAACUCGGAAGUUCAUGAAAUGCCAUCUUAGAUUUUAGUUUUAAUAAUCACGGAACACGAAGCUCGGGUUCUCUUGUACAAUUUUGCAAACAACACUAACAACAAUUAGUAGCAGCUGUUCAUGUUAUUUCUGUAUUUAUUUUGACAUAAUACGGAAAUGAAAAUGUUUAUCCGUUGUUAUUUAUCAGAAGUCCGCGCGGCCGCCAUGUUGCAAAUUGUCCUCUAGCAUAACUUGUAUGUGAUAUUGAUGUAAAGGUUUUGUUUCAAACAAAUCUGUCCAUAGUUAAGAUUUAUAUCGUCUUAAUUUUAAGUGUUUUUGUACAAUUUUUUUGGGAUACAAUUCGAAGGGUUUUUUUUUUAAUUAUGAAACCUACGAUUCAUAUAGCAUCACCAUUACCGUAUUUUAUGUGUUUUGACAGAUGCCAUUUUGUCUAGCGAAAGUGGGUUGUAGUCUUAAAAAAAUGUACAACACGUAAUUUAAUUUCAAACAAUAAUAUAAUAUUUAUACGAACAAUAUUACUUUUUAACUAUUUAAUGACGAGAAAUUUAUAAUAAAAUGACGUUUAUUUGUAAUAUGUGUCAAUCAAUAUGUUGUGUUGUCAGUAUAAUAAAAAAUAAUUACCGAUAUCACGAGAAAAAUGAAUUUUUAUAAUAUUGAGUGUUACCAGAUUAGUUUUCACACGAAGCCAUUUUAUUUUUCCUAAUUAAUUAUAACUAGUCAGCAGACUAAUUUUGCCCUGCAGAUUUCAUAACACUAGACAAUCUUCUCAAUCAGCAAACGUAAUAAUGGUAUAGUUAGUACUUACCAUCCAGAUCGAAUGUUGUCUGAUAAUUAGUUUGUCUUUUUAGUUUAUUAUUAGUAGUAGGGCCUCUGAAGGCCUACAGAGGCUGCUACCGUCUGAUAUGUCAAUAGAUAUCAGCACAGUUCGCGUCUGACGUGCUCGGAGCGCCCGGACACACCGGCUACUGCGAAUUCGUUUGAUUCAAAGUACAUGGUCAUUGACAAAAGCCAUCGUCAAUCUUUGUGGACAAUGUGUUGUCCAUUUCUAGAUAUUCCAGUUACAAACAAUUGUCCUGCCAUAAUGUUAGUACAGAAAUGAUUUAUUCUUGUUAACAUAUUGAAAAAUAUAAGUUUGAUGUUUCAUUUGACACUUGAUUGUCAAUGUCAUAGUGACAUAUGACGUGUGACUUUUUAAUGUUUUAUUAUUUAUUUCAGUAAUUUUGAUUUUUCAGUAGUUUUUAAUCGUAAUAUGGGUCUUUCAAAGUUUCGGUUAAAUACAUUUUGAAAUUUCUAUUGAUUCCACAAUUAUAUAAUUUUAUGUACAUACUUAUAUUAUUCUAAUUUAAUUUAAAAAUUCCUAAAAAAGUAUCACAAUUUAAUUUAAUUUAAACCUGUUAUGGCUGAAGCAUUUCAACAAUGAAAUUAAUUCUUUUUCUUCAUUUCACGUCUUGAUUAAUCGGAUUGUUGUACAUUUACGUGGUAUUGUUCAAAUUGUUUCAUGUUUACGAAAAAAAAAAAAACCAUCUGUAUUCAAGUAUAAUUAUAAACUACAAAUACGUGGAAUAGAUAGGUAUAAAAAUAAAUGUAAAGAGAAUUUAAGGUGAAAAUAUAAUUAUUUAUAAACGAAAAAACUAUCAAAUAUCAAUUGAAAACUUAAUUUGUAAACAAAUGCUCAUAUUUUAUUCCUAAUUAACACCACGCGUUAAUAUUCAAAAAUAAGUACUUAGUUUUGUCAAAUUAUUACGUAAUUCUUAGAUAGAAAAAAUAUGCGUCGAAAUUUAUUUUUGUAUUAGAAUGGAUAAAAAUUGCUUGUACAAUGUACCAUUGAGACUUCAAUACAUUUAUAUAACUUAUUUAAUUUCAAUUAAUCCAUACGAUUACGCGUUUUAGCAAACGACAAAUUUUAUUUUCCUUACGCAUAUAAAUAAAUCUAAGUGACUGUUUUUGUAGAUUGACGCGUGGUUCGCAUACUGUAAAUAAAUUUUAUAUAAGGAUGUAUGGAAGACAUUUCUGAUGCCACGAAGUUUUUUUUUUUUUUUUUGAAUUUGUAAAUAACCUUUUGGGUGUAAUAGAACCCUGACACUAUGGACGCCGAGUCUUUUGUUGUAUUUUUUUUUGUAUUACUCAAGACUGUACCUACAUUUAUCAUUUAACGAGAACGAUGGUUAUGUAUAAAACAAUAAAUAAAAAAAGCGUAUUGACAA